GGUUGUGAGGUGACCAGUGUUAACAUCAUGGAAUGUAAGGUCCCAUCCAUUACUGCCCCAAACGUUAACGUCACCGAGACGAGCCCUCUAGAAGUACAUUAUUGGUUCAGCAUGGCCAACGUGACCUCUCUAAGAAACAUUUCCCACAAUGCAACGUUUGGACCAUUGAUGUAUUACCCUGACCCAACUGUGUCACACUUUGAAGAAAGUGACAAAACAAAAACUUACCAGGAUAUGGAGUUACUUUCUAUUCAGGGGCGGUUCCGAAUGCUGAACGUCCUGGUGGCAAGUGUAAAGGUUUUUGUAGGGGAUGAGGUGUGCAGUGAGACCUCGGCAAGCGACUCGGUUAUUUCCUGUAAACCUCCUAGCACUACACCAAAGGGAACAGAUGCCUCCGGCAAAGCACCAGUGACUGUGAUGAUUGGUAAUAUGAGAUCAAUACCUGGCUACUUGCGCUACUUCCUGCCCAGCGAGAACAGCAAACCUAUCACCCUUGGGGUGGUUCUGGGUGUAGUCCUGCCUAUACUGUUUAUUGUGCAUGACCAAAACUACAUUCCUGAUGUUUUGAAAGAUUAUGAGGGGAAGAAGGAAGGAGAGGAGGAACUGAUUGGCAUGGAUAAUAUACCGAUAAAAGUGGAUAUGAAUGGUGGACAAGGUGAUCCAAAUUCAGAUUCAACCCCUUAUAUAAAUGAACUCCUUGGUAAGUUCGAGGAACCUGUUCUCAAACAAAACAUAGCAGCAGCCCUUAUUUCUCGAAAGAAAUUGGAAUUUGGGGAUUUAGUUGGCAAAGGUCACUAUGGAGCUGUUUACAAGGCAGUUUACAGGCACUCAGAUUCUGACAAGCAGACAGACGUCGCUGUGAAAACAUUACAAGCUCGCAGGUGUGAAGCUGAGGCAGUACAACAGUUUCUGCAAGAUGUGGCUAUGGUGCGUGAUUUAUCACACCCACAUCUGCUGCGGGUCGUUGGUGCCACAGUUAGCCCCAGUGAUGAUCCCAUUGUCGUAAUGCCCUUCAUGGCAACAGAAGAUCUGGGCACAUAUGUCCGAGAACCUGCCAAGUGUUUAAAUCUAGCAGAUUUGUUGAUAUACUGUCACCAAAUAGCUGAUGCAAUGUCGUAUCUGGAGAAUCUACGCAUUGUUCAUAGGAAUCUGGCCGCUAGGAACUGUAUAAUUUUAGAAGAAGAUGGAAAGCCAGCAUCAAUUAGGUUGACAGAUUAUGUCGUCACUUCCAGCUUGUUUCCAAAAGAAUUCUACGUAGGAGAGGAUGGAGUGUCUGAUCUUGUCCGAUGGAUGGCACCUGAAGCAGUGGAGAAUUUCACAUUUUCUUCCCAUUCAGAUGUGUGGUCAUAUGGUGUCGUGAUGUGGGAAGUGUUAACGCGAGGAGUGGAACCUUACCCUAACUCACGGCCCGCUGGGGUCAUCACAUUGAUCAAACAAGGAAAAAGGCUUUCUAAGCCAAGACAGUGUCCAGAGAAUGUUUAUCAGAUAAUUCUCACCUGCUGGGCUUUGCCUCCUCAAAAACGACCAACAUUUGUGCAUUUGUUAGAACAGCUCAGCCCUUACGUUGUGGCAGGGGACCAAGAUGGAUGGCUAGAGUCGCAGCCCUUGGCGGCUUCAGUUGACAUAGGGGGCGCUGAUGAAUACAAGGAUCUGUCAGGCUGA
Messenger RNA from Candidula unifasciata, 1662 nucleotides. Lineage: Eukaryota; Metazoa; Mollusca; Gastropoda; Stylommatophora; Geomitridae. The record is from the annotation of a GenBank genome assembly.